AUGGAUUGCCUGUGGCCGUGGCUGCUCCUCGUGGCAGCAGUUGAAGUCGCUGGCGUGCUGGCAGGAGGAUCGAUUGGUCUUGCUGAGCCUACCACGGAAUCUGAGACGACGAGCAGCACCUGGCAAAGCCGUCGUCCUUUUCCAUCAACUAUAGAGGAAGAGCUUCCUGUACUUGGGGGCCACCCAGCGUUCGCAAGAGUGGACACCGAGACGGCGCUGAGCUGGGAAGAUGCCACCAAGGCUUCAGUCAGCUUCCCCUGCACUACAUGCACUACUGUAGCGGACGAGACCGCUUCUGUGCAGGAAGAGACAGCAGGCUCAUUCGAAGUGCUGCAGUCUAACCCAGAUGAACUGCCAGUGGAGGAGACCUCCCCGGUGGCGGCGGCGGCUGUCCCCCUUCGAGGACUUAAGUCCCUUAUUCUGAGCUCGUUGCUCCUGGGUGUCUUACUCCUUAUUGUAACUGCUCCAGAUGAAGUGUACAAUGAAGACAACGCCUUGGUCGCUUGGAGGCACUUCUUCGCCGAGGAGAUGAUAGACGGAAUGUUUGCGAUUGAUGACUUCUUGGACGCGAAGGCUCCAGUUUUCCCCUUCAAAAUUUUCAGCUUCUGGAUGCUCGCAGGAGCUGUCCCGAUGAUGUUUGUGUCGGGUUUGGUAAAUGUUGUACAAAGCAUCAAAAGGCGAAGGCAAGGGCUACCUCUUCUCCAAGGCCCGCGAGUCUCCGGCCUGACCGUGAGCCUCAUGGCCGCCCUUCUGAGCGUCUGGGUGAUGCUGUUGCCCGUCUACAGAAGUGCAGGCGACUAUGAGGGCCAUUUAUUGGAGGAAGUCAGUGUGAAUAUUGCAUGGGGCGUCAAUAUCGCGUGCUUGUCCCUCCUCUUGCUCUGA
This is a messenger RNA of Eimeria acervulina, 882 nucleotides long. RefSeq lists its product as hypothetical. The record is from RefSeq and is a predicted model, not a curated record. NCBI's taxonomy places the organism in Eukaryota, Apicomplexa, Conoidasida, Eucoccidiorida, Eimeriidae. Bases 1 to 882 code for a protein of 293 amino acids. The transcript has a single exon.